Molecule: messenger RNA, 2572 nt
Organism: Stylophora pistillata
Lineage: Eukaryota; Metazoa; Cnidaria; Anthozoa; Scleractinia; Pocilloporidae
Biological process (GO): regulation of transcription by RNA polymerase II
Cellular component (GO): nucleus; transcription regulator complex
Molecular function (GO): RNA polymerase II cis-regulatory region sequence-specific DNA binding; DNA-binding transcription factor activity, RNA polymerase II-specific
Source: RefSeq, a predicted model, not a curated record
GUCAAAAUUUAACAGUUGUUGAUUCUUGAAGUUUACUAUUAGUACUUUUGCAUGCGCCGAGCUGGUUACACAAUUGCGCACUGCGGCGAUCAGCGACUCCGGCAAAAAAACCAUGGAGCCGCCAGUUUAUUCUCCUCAGGCUCCAAACCAUUACGAGUCGAUUGAAGUGGAAACUCCAAUGCUACCAUAUGGGAGCGAUUACAAAUUGAAAAUGGUAAAUUUGAACGGGGAAGAAAUCGCCGCCUUCAACGUCGAAGGAGAAGAUUUGCUUUGCUUUCCGCAAGUGUAUGAGUAUUUUUUGAAGGAUCUUGUUUCUGGAAUGCACACUGUGUACACAAAACUCAAAAGGAUGAAUAUUCAAGGAAAGAACUGCAACGUGGAGCAAGUCCGCAUGAUGCGAAGUGUUGGAGCCAUAGGUCAAGUCGUAAAUCGCUGCAAGUUGAUCUCGCGCGAAGAUUUCAACAGACUUUACGAAGAUUGUUUGCUUUACAGGGGCCCAGGCCGACGCAAAAAGAAUCCCGAUAUUCCUCCCGAGCUGCUAAACAAUCCGUUCAAGCAUUUUAAAGUUGAUCAUCACGCUGACAGACCUGUCAGCGUGUCAAACGGAGAACCAAUGAAAACAGACGAUAUGAACAAGUCCAUUUCAGGUGAUUCGUCGCCCAACGCUGGCGGAGCUAUGACGUUCGAAGGGUCACGUGAUGCCAACAACAAUUCAACUGAGGCUGAAAGGAAAGACUUGCAGUUCAGGACGCCCAUUUCCCGACCGCCUGAGCGCACUCUGAAUAUGACGGCAUCCAAUCUCGCGUCGCCUCGUCUUCAUGGGAGCCCGCGAUAUUCCACCACGCAUGUAAUUCACUCUCCAACGAACGCUCCACCAUCACGGAUCAUUAGCCCGCCCAGCGGUGUUGCUGUGGCGCCCAAUUCUCAGUCGUGUGCGUUCAACUUUCCACCUCGUCCUCAAGCGUCUUUGAGCCCGCAAGGAAAUGGGUUGAGUCCAGUAAUGAACGGCGCUCCACCCAACACUGGCACGUCAGCAAUGCCGGCUAAUCGCAGCCCAGGGAGAUCUCCUAGUGUGGGAGAGGCAGUGAAUGUUGAAGCCUCGGUACCUCAUGUCAGCAGCACUGGCACAUCUGAGCAUGUGGAGUUCAGGAGUGCCGCUGCUAAUGAUACAGGUUCUGAAAAAUCAGCCUCCUCGCCACAUGUGCUAUCUCGAGAGCCUGAAUUCAGAGAACCUGGAUCCACAGAAAGUCUUCUGUUGAACAUACAGGGUCUACUGAAGGUGGCUGCAGAAAACACGAGACAGAACGAGAGACAAGCUGUUUACGAAAGAAACGAACUUCGCCGAUAUAUUCAUCGCGAGCGUGAGGCUAAAGAGAAAGCGGAAAGACAAUCCGCAGCAAUGCAGAGAGGGAAAGCUUUUCUUCAAAAGAAACUCAAGAAAGAAAAGAGAGCGAGGCGCAAGCUCGCUGAACAACUUCUUGAGGAGCAACAACGAUGUGAACUGCUUGAAGAACAGCUGAGACAAACGACCCAAGAUGCACUUAAACAGCGAAACGAUGAGUUACUUCAAGAGCUGGAGAAAGAACGAUGCGCUAAGAUUGAAGCUGAGAGGAAGCUCAAAGGUAAGCUAGAAGCUAGAGGGGAAAUCCAAAACUUCGUUCAUAACUUCCUUGAAAAUCCGAGUCAAGAUGGAUCUGGGCACCACCAAUCGGAAAUGGAGGCGGAUGAGCUAAACGUGGUCGAGGUGGUAAAGGAAGAACACAUCGUUUCAACAUAGGUCUGCAAUGCGUCUGUACUUUGUCACCUACUUAAGACGGUGGUUUGAAUGAAAGCCACAGGUAGCGAGUGAUGGUAAAAUAGAAAUAAUCUGGUUUAUGAGAAAUGCAAAAGAGGCCAGGAGAAAUUUAAGAGAGUACUUUUCGUUGUUGUAAUGAAGUUGUUUGUUCUAGUUGAAACUGCCACGUUGUAAUUCAUAUUGUUAUUCGUGGCGAAAUCAGAUUUGACCAUGAAACUCGGGAAGGAGCGACAGACAGAAGUUAGGUCCUUCGACUAUUUUCUCGUUGGAGAUAUUGUCAGAAAAUACACACUGUUUAAAGUUGCUCUUUCCGUGUUGCAUGUUUGCUUCAAAAACAACUCGCUAAGGUUCUGUUCCAUGGUAAUAAUAUAAUUGAUUAGAACUACAAUUAUUGCUAUUGUUCUCGUAUCGUUACAAGUGGAUAUUUUUAUACUUUGGAAAUUUCAACGAGAGUAAUUCGUUCGCGGCAUUCAUUUGAGAUUUGAUGAUUAUUUAUUUUUGUAACACGACAAGAACUUUUUUAUAUAUAUAUAGCGCAGUAUGUUUGUACAUAAAUUUCUUUCAAUAAAUAAAGUUUUGUUUCGCUUUCGCUUUAUUUAAAUUUUAAGUCACGGUAGUACAUCUACAGACUCAGUUGAGCACAACAAGCUGACGUUAAUAUAUUCCAUCGUUACAAUUAGAGCAAUUUCUCUUCCUCACUCUCCUUUUGAGGAGAAGCAAGAGUGAACUACGAAAGUCCCUGCUUUUCGACAAAAUCCGUCGCGCGAUUCCCAAAAA